AUGGAGACAAUUGUUAUUCUGGUUUGUUACAAUGGAAAAUGGGUAACCUCAAAAAAGAUGUGCAAAUACGAAGGGGGUGACUCAAAAGGCUUAAUAGUACCACGGACCAUCACAUUUGCUGAACUGUUGGAUCGUAUGCAUCAUAUUGGCAAUAUAAACAUGGAAGACAAGGUUUGCUUAAAGUUCUCAGUUUUGAUGGCCUCGAAUGAGUGGAAGCACAUAAAGAUUGAGGACGAUGAUGAUAUGAAAUUUUUUAUGAAGUACAAUUGUGAGGUAACACCUUCAAAACUAGCCCCCUUCCUCGUGAGUAUGGAAGAUAAAGGACUGACAAAUGAUGUAGUUGAUAGUAUGCAUAUGACGACAAAUAGUAGUCGGAUGGGUCAGUCUUCAGUUGCUAUUGUUGAAAGCAAUGAAGUAAUUCGGAAUAAUACAAAUGUCGUUGAUGUGGGAGGUGAUGUUGGGACAGAUUUUAUGGACAUGAUUGAUUUUAGCGAGGUGGAGGAGAUGCAUGGUCGUGAUAAUGGUAAUGAAACAAAUGAAGUGUCAGUGUACUCUACCCCUCCUAUUUUGGGCCGCUUGGACACAUCAGUCCAGUUGCCAAUAAUGCGUUUAGGAGGAGAAUCUGAACCUACUCCUGAACAUCAUUUGAGUGAAAUAAGUGAACAAAACCAGUACAAUGUGGCUGGUGUAAAUGAUGGAUAA
This is a messenger RNA of Prunus armeniaca (apricot), 702 nucleotides long. Lineage: Eukaryota; Viridiplantae; Streptophyta; Magnoliopsida; Rosales; Rosaceae. The record is from the annotation of a GenBank genome assembly.